Molecule: messenger RNA, 2926 nt
Organism: Rhipicephalus sanguineus (brown dog tick)
Lineage: Eukaryota; Metazoa; Arthropoda; Arachnida; Ixodida; Ixodidae
Product: WD repeat-containing protein 36
Exons: 20
Coding region: 102-2777 (891 amino acids)
Biological process (GO): rRNA processing
Cellular component (GO): Pwp2p-containing subcomplex of 90S preribosome; small-subunit processome
Molecular function (GO): protein binding
Source: RefSeq, a predicted model, not a curated record
GUUUCGCGUGGAGAGCCAUCAAACACUGUGUUCAUGUGCCGAUGUGAUGUUUGUGGCGAAAUCGUGAAACAAAACGUGCUUGCCGAACUCCCGUUGAAACAAUGAAGGCCGACACCUGUCCGAGCCGAAUAUUCCAAGGGUACAGAGCCCUGGGAUACGUCUGUAACCACGUGCCUUUCGUUCUGCGAUACAUCAACAGGCGCAAAGAGCAUCUUGUCAUCACGUCUAUCGGGAGGUGCUUUCACACCUACGGCGGAACAAAACUCGACCUGCUGACGGCAAGCCAGGCACAUGACGAUGAGAUUAGUUGCAUCGCUGGUGACUCCCGCCUGGUCUACACAGCAUCAGGAAAGACCAUUUACUCCUGGCUACGUGGAAGCGAGCUACAAAACACCUUCAACGGUCAUGAGCACGAGGUCAAGCUGCUGCUUCCAUUUGGGAACCACCUUGUCUCCGUUGACGAAUCCGGCAGGGUAAUCGUCUGGGAAAUCAAAACGGCAGAGCUCUACCUGGAGCUGUCGCUUGACUCGUCCACGUUCCGGGCCAGCACACUGCUUCACCCGGUCACUUACGUGAACAAGAUCCUGGUAGGCAGCGAGCAGGGACCUCUGCAGCUGUGGAACAUCCGAACCGGAACACUGGUGCACACGUUCUCGGGUUGGCAGAGUGCUGUCACUGCACUCGAACAGUCUCCUGCAGUGGACGUGGUAGCCAUUGGCCUGGCCAGUGGCGAGACCAUUCUGCACAACCUCAAGUUCGACGAAACACUGAUGCGCUUCCAGCAGGACUGGGGUCCUGUGACGGCAGUGUCCUUUCGCACAGAUGGGCACUCGCACAUGGCGACCGGCAGCCCCGUCGGCCACGUGGCUGUGUGGGACCUGGAGAAGCGUGCCCUGCACAGCCAACUCCUGGAGGCCCACCGGUCAGCGGUGACGGGAAUGCGCUUCCUGCCGGACGAGCCUCUGCUGCUGACCUCGUCGCCCGACAACUCUCUCAGGAUGUGGAUCUUUGACCAGUCAGAUGGCAGCGGUCGUCUGCUCAAACAGCAGCAGGGACACAGCAGUGCCCCCUGUCGCAUUCGGUUCCAUGGCGCAGCAGGCACCAACAUUUUGAGUGCAGGUCUGGACAGCACGCUGCGUUCUUUCUCCACACUGGGUGAGAACCUCAACAAGAGCCUAGGCCAGGCGUCCUACGACCGCAAGAAAGCCAAGAAGUACGGUGUGCUCAAGGACCCGGGAAAGAUGCCGCCCAUUUGCGAAUUCACCACGGAGACAACUCGAGAGAAGGAGUGGGACAGUGUUGCAGCCUGUCACCGGGGUGUCAAGAGGGUGACAACGUGGUCUUACGACCGCUGCUGUAUGGGGAAACACCAGUUGCUGCACGACCGCUUUAAGGGUGUCCGGGGUGUCUCUGCUCUGUGUGUGUCUCUCAGUGCAUGUGGGAACUUCGUCACCAUUGGCUACAGCUCCGGUCACGUGGACCGCUUCAACAUCCAGUCGGGAAUCCAUCGUAUGGCCUAUGGCAAGGAGCUUGCUCACGAGGGAUCUGUGAGAGGCGUUGCGUCGGACGCGCUCAACCAGGUGGUAGUGACCGCUGGUGCCGACAGCCACCUCCGCUUCUGGGCGUUCCGAGAUGGCCGGCAGCUGUCGCAGGUGGCCCUCAGUGCACCCGUGGCCCGCAUCUGCCUCCACCGAGAAAGUGGAAUGCUGGCUGUUGCCUCGGACGACUUCUCGGUCUGCGUGGUGGAUGUGGAGCUCCGUAGGGUGGUGCGAGCGUUUGCCAGUUACUACAGCCAAAUCACCGACAUGACCUUCAGUCCCGAUGCCCGCUGGUUGGUGACUUCAUCCACGGACAAGCUAGUUCGAACUUGGGAUUUGCCAUCGGGCUGCCUUGUGGACUGCUUCGAGGUGCCGUCUCCCGUGACGAGCCUCGACUUGUCGCCAACAGGCGAGUUUCUCGCCACGGCCCAUGCCGAUGACCUCGGUGUGUUCCUGUGGGCCAAUGCCACGCUCUACAGCCACGUGACACUGCGGCCCCUUCCACCCGACUACGUGCCGAGGAUAGCUGAGCUACCUGCGACGACUCUUGAUGACGAAGGUGGUGAGCCAAUUGAGGACAACGACGAACUGAUGGAGAUGGGUGCCUACAAAUCGCCCGACCAGCUUGCGCCCGACAUGGUCACCCUGUCCAAGUUGCCGUACUCACGUUGGCAGAACCUGCUCAACAUUGAAGUUGUCAAGAAGAGGAACAAGCCCAAGGAGCCACCAAGUGCACCCAAGGCAGCACCGUUCUUCCUGCCUACAACAGCCGGCCUUGACCCCCAAUUUGUCAAGCUUGACGACAAAGAGAAUAUGGCACCGUCGAAAAUCACCUCAUUCGAGCACUUUCAGUUGUCUGCAUUUGCGAAGCUGCUGAACUCGUGCGCAGAGUCAAACAACUAUGACCCUGUAUUUGAGCGUCUCAAGGAACUAGGACCGUCGAGUGUUGACUUCGAGAUCCGCGGUCUCUCGCCCGAAGCUGGUGGUUCCUCAGAGGCCCUGCUGAACUUUCUCAAAGCAAUGGGCAGUGGUCUGAAGACGCGUCGCGACUUUGAGCUCGUCCAGUCCUACCUAGGCCUUUUCCUGAAGGUUCAUGCCGACAUGAUGGCUUCGGAAGACGCAUUUAGGGAAGAGCUGGUAUCCAUUGCAGACACACAGCACAAUUCUUGGAAGGAGCUUGAAGUGGCAUUCAACCAGUCACUCUGCAUCGUUAAUUACCUGAGGAGUGCCAUCCUGUGAUGAACCUGAGCAGCCAAGUUGCUAAUGUAAAUCAUUGUCAUUGUGUAAAUCACGCCAUCAUCAUUGUGGUAGUCAUUCUGCUGCAAGUCUCAUUCACAUAGUUUCAUCUUUUUCUUCUUUUUUUGAGGCAAUAAAGAGAAGGAAGAAAA